AUGAGUGCGGAGAAGCCAAACUUUCUGUCUCAACCCGAGGUGAAAAAUAUCUAUUUCUAUCGCAAUGGGGAUCCGUAUUACGAGCCCAGGCGUUUGGUGAUUAACUCGAAGCGGAUUUCGACCUUCGACACGCUUCUGCGGGAGGUGACUGGCGGCGUGAGGGCUCCGUUCGGCGCGGUGCGGAGCAUCUACACACCCAAAGCCGGACACCGCGUCCAGUCCCUGGAGCACCUGCGGAGCGGAGAGCAGUACGUGGCUGCUGGACGAGAGAGGUUCAAGAAGAUAGAUUAUUUACAGAUAGGAACCAGGAAGAAAAGAGCGCUUCAGACCAAUGGAGAGCUGAAACCCGUUCCUCAGAGUCGUGUGAUCGUGUCUGCCAGAUUCCUCAAGCCCAUCAAAGAACCCUGCGCUAUAUUUGUUGUGGCAAAUGGAGACGUCCUGAAUCCAGCGGUGAGGUUGCUGAUUCCCAGCCGCGUGAUUGGCCAGUUUGAGCAGAUUCUGGAGAUGAUCACUGAAAGAAUGGGCCUGCGAAUCGUUGGGGGUGUCCGGAGCCUGUACACCUUUGAAGGGACUCUCGUUAUGGACGGAAAGGAGUUAGAAAACGGACAGUUUUACGUCGCUGUUGGCAGAGACAAAUUCAGAAAGCUUCCAUACAGCGACCUGCUCUUCAGUAAACCCAUCGGCAUGAAGAGAGUGAACGGGUCUAAAGCAGCAUCGCUACCACCGAUAAACCAAUACAGACGGCAGAAUGGAGAUGUGGGGACCCAUCAUCUGAGUAAGUGUGAGUGUGGACCGGAGAAGAGCAGUCCUCCGGCGCAGAGCUCGAAAGAGCAGCUGUCCUCUGUAGUCCGAGAGAUCUCACAGGCCAAGCUCAUGAACAUACGCAAGAAGAGGAGCGGACUCACGGCGUCACGGGAGACUCAGGACAACGAUGACGGAGAGGACAGAAGAGCAGAAGAUGAGAAAUCCUCACUGGUCCAGCAGGAGGCAGAGGAGGCCAGUCCUUAUAUAGACGACUCAACCAAAGCAGAAGGUGAAGCGGCCCAAAACACAGAAGAAUCACCGUGUGACGGAGAAGAAGAGAAGAAAGCAGAGGAUGAGAAAGAGGAAGAGAAGAAACCAGAGGAUGAGAAAGAGGAAGAGAAGAAAGCAUCAGAACCAGAGGCACAUGAUGACGGUGAAGAGAAGCAGGACGAAGAAGCUGAAGGAGGAGAUGAAGAGGAGAAACCAGAGGAAGGAGGAGAUGAAGAGGAGAACCAGGAGAACACAGAGAAGGAGGGAGAGCCGGUGGAGGAGAAUCCAGAUCCCAGUGAGGACGCAGCCGCAGAUACUGAAUGA
Molecule: messenger RNA, 1338 nt
Organism: Sinocyclocheilus anshuiensis
Lineage: Eukaryota; Metazoa; Chordata; Actinopteri; Cypriniformes; Cyprinidae
Product: doublecortin domain-containing protein 2-like
Exons: 10
Coding region: 1-1338 (445 amino acids)
Biological process (GO): dendrite morphogenesis; cilium assembly; regulation of cilium assembly
Cellular component (GO): microtubule organizing center; microtubule; axoneme
Source: RefSeq, a predicted model, not a curated record